AGAGAAAUGAGUGAUCCUCAGCCUUUGGAGGAGGAGGAGUAUGAUAUGUCAGGCGCCCGCCUAGCCCUGACACUGUGUGUCACCAAAGCCCGGGAAGGCUCAGAGGUAGACCUGAAAGCCCUGGAAAGCAUGUUCCGGCAUCUGGGAUUCGAAAGCACCAUGAAAAGGGAUCCCACUGCCCAGCAAUUCCAAGAAGAGAUGGAAAAAUUCCAGCAGGCCAUAGAUAACUGGGAAGAGCCUGUUAGCUGUGCCUUCGUGGUGCUCAUGGCCCAUGGGGAUGAGGGCCUCCUCGAGGGAGAAGAUGGGGAGAUGGUCAGGCUGGAUGACCUCUUCCAGGUCCUGAACAAUAAGAAUUGCCAGGCCCUGAGAGCCAAGCCUAAAGUGUUCAUUGUGCAGGCCUGCCGAGGAGAACACAGGGACCCCGGUGAAGCAGUAGGUGGGAGUGAGGUCAUGAUGGUCACUGACGACAGCCCCCAAACCAUCCCGACUUACACAGACAUCCUCCAUGUCUACUCCACAGUGGAAGGAUACAUUGCCUACAGACACGAUGAGGAAGGCUCCUACUUCAUCCAGACACUGGUAGACGUGUUCAUAAAUUGGAAAGCAUCCAUCCUGGAACUCCUGACUGAGGUGACCCGGCGUAUGGCAGAUGCAGAACUGCUUCAGGAAGGGAGAAUGAGGAAAGUGAACCCUGAAGUCCAAAGCACCCUCAGGAAAAAGCUCUAUCUUCAAUAA
Molecule: messenger RNA, 735 nt
Organism: Octodon degus (degu)
Lineage: Eukaryota; Metazoa; Chordata; Mammalia; Rodentia; Octodontidae
Gene: Casp14
Product: caspase 14
Exons: 6
Coding region: 7-735 (242 amino acids)
Biological process (GO): proteolysis
Molecular function (GO): cysteine-type endopeptidase activity
Source: RefSeq, a predicted model, not a curated record